UCCCUCCUCCCUCUCCUCUCAGGGAAACCACGCCGUCUCGCCGCGAUGCUGUCGGGCCGGCAGACCGCGCGCAGCUGGCUUCGCGGCCGCGGUCCCCGAGCUCCGUUGCAGGUCGCGCGCUCGGCCCGGGCGUCCCCGUCGCCGCGACCCCCGGGGCUUGUCGCGGGGUGGCUGGGCUGUUGACUGCGGGCGGCGCCGCGCUUGGCCGCUAUGUCCACCAAGGUCAGGAAGUGCCGGGAGCCCGCGAGGGUGACCUUGCCUGCGCCGGAGGAGGAGGAUGGCGAGGCCGAGGGAGCCGAGCCGCAGAGCCGCCGCCGGGGCUGGAGGGGUGUCAACGGCGGGCUGGAGCCGCCCUGCCAGCGCGCGCCGCCGUCCCCGGGGCCCGACGCGUCCUCCGAGGGCAGCCCAUCGAGGUGGCGCACUGCAGGGAUGCGAGACAAGGGCAGGCGCCAGGCGGUGCGUGGCCCGGCCUUCAUGUUUGGUGCUCGUGGGCCCAGCCUCACAGCUGAGGAGGAGCGCUUCCUGGACGCUGCAGAAUACGGCAACAUCCCGGUGGUGCGCAAGAUGCUGGAGGAGUCACAAACGCUCAAUGUCAACUGUGUGGACUACAUGGGCCAGAACGCACUGCAGCUGGCUGUAGGCAAUGAACAUCUGGAGGUGACUGAGCUACUGCUGAAAAAGGAGAACCUGGCACGUAUCGGUGAUGCGCUGCUGCUAGCCAUCAGCAAGGGCUAUGUGCGCAUCGUGGAGGCCAUCCUCGGCCACCCAGGCUUUGCAGCAAGCCGGCGCUUGACACUUAGCCCUUGCGAGCAGGAACUGCGGGACGACGACUUCUAUGCUUAUGAUGAGGAUGGCACGCGCUUCUCCCCUGACAUCACGCCCAUCAUCCUGGCUGCACACUGUCAUAAGUACGAGGUGGUGCACCUGCUGCUGCUCAAGGGCGCACGCAUCGAGCGGCCACACGACUAUUUCUGCCGCUGCGCUGACUGUGCGGAGAAACAGCGGCUUGAUGCCUUCAGCCACUCAAGGUCUAGGAUCAACGCUUACAAGGGGCUGGCCAGCCCUGCAUACUUGUCACUCUCCAGCGAGGACCCGGUGCUCACAGCCCUGGAACUCAGCAAUGAACUGGCCAAGCUAGCCAACAUAGAGAAGGAGUUCAAGAAUGACUACAGGAAGCUCUCCAUGCAAUGCAAAGACUUUGUAGUGGGCGUGCUGGACCUGUGUCGAGACUCCGAGGAGGUGGAAGCCAUUCUGAAUGGAGAUCUGGAGUCAGCAGAAGGCCUGGAGACACACAGGCACAAGGCUUCACUGAGUCGUGUCAAACUUGCCAUUAAGUAUGAAGUAAAAAAGUUUGUGGCUCACCCCAACUGCCAACAACAGCUUUUGACCAUCUGGUAUGAGAACCUCUCUGGCCUCCGGGAGCAGACCAUCGCUAUCAAGUGCCUGGUCGUGUUGGUCGUGGCCUUGGGCCUUCCGUUCCUUGCUAUCGGCUAUUGGAUUGCACCUUGUAGCAGGCUGGGGAAAAUUCUUCGAAGCCCUUUCAUGAAGUUCGUGGCGCACGCUGCCUCCUUCAUCAUCUUUCUGGGUCUGCUUGUGUUCAAUGCCUCAGACAGAUUUGAGGGUAUCACCACACUGCCAAACAUCACUGUUAUUGACUAUCCCAAGCAGAUCUUCAGGGUGAAGACCACCCAGUUCACGUGGACGGAAAUGCUAAUUAUGGUCUGGGUUCUUGGGAUGAUGUGGUCUGAGUGCAAGGAGCUCUGGCUGGAAGGCCCUCGGGAGUACAUCGUGCAGCUGUGGAACGUGCUUGAUUUCGGCAUGCUCUCCAUCUUCAUUGCUGCGUUCACGGCCCGGUUCCUAGCCUUCCUGCAGGCAACCAAAGCACAGCAGUAUGUGGACAACCACGUACAAGAGAGUGACCUGAGUGAAGUCACACUCCCACCUGAGGUUCAGUAUUUCACCUAUGCUAGAGAUAAAUGGCUCCCUUCUGACCCUCAGAUCAUAUCUGAAGGCCUCUAUGCCAUAGCUGUGGUUCUAAGCUUCUCCAGGAUUGCAUACAUCCUCCCUGCAAACGAGAGCUUCGGGCCCUUGCAGAUCUCCCUUGGAAGGACUGUGAAGGACAUAUUCAAGUUCAUGGUUCUGUUCAUUAUGGUGUUUCUGGCUUUCAUGAUUGGCAUGUUCAUCCUUUAUUCUUACUACCUUGGGGCCAAAGUCAAUCCUGCUUUUACCACUGUGGAAGAAAGUUUCAAGACUUUGUUUUGGUCCAUAUUUGGACUGUCCGAAGUGACUUCUGUUGUCCUCAAAUAUGACCACAAAUUCAUAGAGAAUAUUGGAUAUGUUCUUUAUGGAAUAUACAAUGUAACUAUGGUAGUUGUUUUACUCAACAUGCUAAUUGCUAUGAUAAAUAGCUCAUACCAAGAAAUUGAGGAUGACAGCGAUGUAGAAUGGAAGUUUGCACGUUCAAAACUUUGGUUAUCCUACUUUGAUGAUGGAAAAACAUUACCUCCACCCUUCAGUCUGGUCCCUAGUCCAAAAUCCUUUGUUUAUUUCAUCAUGCGGAUCACUAACUUUUCCAAAUGCAGGAGGAGAAGACUUCAGAAGGAUCUGGAGUUGGGCAUGGGUAACUCGAAGUCCAGGUUAAACCUCUUCACUCAGUCUAACUCGAGAGUUUUUGAAUCACACAGUUUUAACAGCAUUCUCAAUCAGCCAACACGCUAUCAGCAGAUAAUGAAAAGACUCAUAAAACGGUAUGUUUUGAAAGCACAAGUCGACAAAGAAAACGAUGAAGUGAAUGAAGGUGAACUGAAAGAAAUCAAGCAGGAUAUCUCCAGCCUUCGUUAUGAACUUUUGGAAGACAAGAGCCAAGCAACGGAAGAAUUAGCUCUCUUGAUUCAUAAACUCAGUGAGAAACUGAACCCCAGUGUGCUGAGAUGUGAAUGAUGUGAAUG
This is a messenger RNA of Phodopus roborovskii (desert hamster), 2948 nucleotides long. RefSeq names its product transient receptor potential cation channel subfamily C member 3 (gene Trpc3). Lineage: Eukaryota; Metazoa; Chordata; Mammalia; Rodentia; Cricetidae. Gene Ontology annotation, biological process: manganese ion transport; calcium ion transmembrane transport; regulation of cytosolic calcium ion concentration. The transcript has 12 exons. Gene Ontology annotation, cellular component: cation channel complex; membrane. The record is from RefSeq and is a predicted model, not a curated record. Gene Ontology annotation, molecular function: protein binding; store-operated calcium channel activity; inositol 1,4,5 trisphosphate binding. Bases 211 to 2940 code for a protein of 909 amino acids.